AUGGGUUCUCUGGCCCUGCAACUGUGCGCUCUCGUCUGCCUGGUGGUUCACUCAGUUUCUGGCAGCCCCAUCAUGAGUCUGGAGCAGUCACCUCUGGAAGAAGAUAUGCCCCUCUUCGAUGAUGUCUUCUCAGAGCAAGAUGGUGUCGACUUUAACACAUUGCUGCAGAGCAUGAAGAAUGAAUUCCUCAAGACACUGAACCUCUCCGACAUCCCCUCGCAGGAUUCAGCCAAGGUUGACCCACCAGAGUACAUGCUGGAGCUCUACAACAAAUUUGCAACAGAUCGGACCUCCAUGCCAUCUGCCAACAUCAUUAGGAGCUUCAAAAAUGAAGAUCUGUUUUCCCAGCCAGCCAGUUUUAAUGGGCUCCGAAAAUACCCUCUCCUCUUCAAUGUGUCCAUUCCUCACCAUGAAGAGGUUAUCAUGGCUGAACUGAGGUUGUACACGCUGGUGCAAAGAGAUCGCAUGAUCUAUGAUGGAGUAGACCGAAAAAUUACCAUUUUUGAGGUACUAGAGAGCAGAGGGGACAGUGAGGGUGAAAGAAGCAUGCUGGUCUUGGUGUCGGGGGAGAUCUAUGGAACCAACAGUGAGUGGGAGACUUUUGAUGUCACUGAGGCCAUUAGACGUUGGCAAAAGUCAGGUUCAUCCACCCACCAGCUGGAGGUCCACAUUGAGAGUAGACACGACGGAGUUGAGGAUGCUGGCAGGGGACAACUGGAAAUAGACACCAGUGCCAGGAAUAAGCAUGUCCCUUUGCUUGUCGUGUUUUCUGAUGACCAAAGCAGCGAGAAGGAGCGGACAGAAGAACUGAAUGAAAUGAUUGCCCAUGAGCAACUUCUGGAGUUUGACAACUUGGGCAUGGACAGUUAUUCCAGCGGACCUGGAGAAGAAGCUUUGCUGCAAAUGAGGUCAAACAUCAUCUAUGACUCCACUGCCCGCAUCAGAAGGAAUGCUAAAGGAAACUACUGCAAGAGGACCCCGCUCUACAUCGAUUUCAAGGAGAUUGGCUGGGACUCUUGGAUCAUCGCCCCACCUGGAUAUGAAGCCUACGAAUGCCGUGGGGUUUGCAACUACCCCCUUGCAGAGCAUCUCACACCCACAAAGCAUGCGAUUAUCCAGGCCCUGGUCCACCUCAAGAAUUCCCAAAAGGCUUCCAAAGCCUGCUGUGUGCCCACCAAGCUAGAGCCCAUCUCCAUCCUCUACUUAGACAAAGGCGUGGUCACCUACAAGUUCAAAUAUGAAGGCAUGGCAGUCUCUGAAUGUGGCUGUAGAUAG
This is a messenger RNA of Prionailurus viverrinus (fishing cat), 1275 nucleotides long. It is a transcript of the gene BMP10, whose product is annotated as bone morphogenetic protein 10. Lineage: Eukaryota; Metazoa; Chordata; Mammalia; Carnivora; Felidae. The coding region runs from base 1 to 1275 and encodes 424 amino acids. Gene Ontology annotation, biological process: SMAD protein signal transduction; BMP signaling pathway. Gene Ontology annotation, molecular function: growth factor activity; cytokine activity. The record is from RefSeq and is a predicted model, not a curated record. The transcript has 2 exons. Gene Ontology annotation, cellular component: extracellular region.